This is a messenger RNA of Centruroides sculpturatus (bark scorpion), 1234 nucleotides long. Its product is annotated as MORN repeat-containing protein 5-like. NCBI's taxonomy places the organism in Eukaryota, Metazoa, Arthropoda, Arachnida, Scorpiones, Buthidae. The transcript has 6 exons. The record is from RefSeq and is a predicted model, not a curated record. Bases 423 to 1061 code for a protein of 212 amino acids.
UGACGACCCAACCAAUCAACGACGAAACUACCAAUUCAGAAGUUAGUGACGCCGAGAUCGCCUCACGUCAUUAGACGUCAUGACAUGAACCAUCAAUGUUAUUCAAAUUAGAUUUCAAUGCGCAUACGGAUGGCCGUAUGGUAUAGGCAAUUAAGACUACUGCUUUGGGACGUCCAGGAUUCAAUUUGAACGAGUAAACCGAGUAAACCCCAGGAAUUUUUCAUAGGUCCCUGUUGAUUAUUUCAUGGCCUCACCAUCCAGUCGCUCCUUAGGGCUUGAUCGAACUUGAUGUACAGUACAUGGAAAAAGGCUCUCUCGGUGCCCACAAAGACUAAGUCAAAAAUUUUUUAAAAUAUCCCCAAAUCAAUCAAUCACUCUUUCUUGUAUUUAGCAAUAGCCCAUUCACAAGGAGAGAUUAAUGGAUGCAUGGAAAAGGAACAUUUUUCUUUUCAACUGGAACAAAGUAUGUUGGAGAGAUAAAAGAUGGACUUUUUCAUGGAGAAGGUAAAAUGAUUUUAAGUGAUGGUGAUGUAUACGAAGGAAUUUGGGAAAAUGGAGUAAAUAUUUCGGGUCGUUAUGUGUUCAGAGAUGGUCUUGUUUAUCAAGAAAAAGAUUGGACUUAUUGUAGAUAUCCAGAUCGAAGAUUUCAAUCUGAAAUUUUAUUUGGAUGGCAACGUGGAGAAACAACAUAUCUGAGAAAACGCAAAGAAAAUAGAGUCGAUUUGUUAUUAGGAUGCAUACCCACUGAAGAAUUUAUUUAUAAUCCAAAUACGAGAGAAGUAGUGGAUCAUUCCGGAAAAUUUUUACGUUAUGCAGAUGAUGAGGAACACAAAUUUAUUGUUAUGACGAAUAAAAGAUUAGAUAUGAACGCUGUAUAUCCGUGGGAAGAUGAAAAGGAAUCCGACGAUGAUGAUAUAUUUAUAAAUUUUGAAUGUGAAGAAGAAGAAAUGGUAGAAGAGGAAAUCGAAGAAACGCCUAUUCUUAAAGAAGAAAAAAAAUUACCACCAAAGAAAAUAAAGCUGCAGUCUUUCAAAUCAAUAUUUAAAAAACGAAAGAAGUAAUUUCAUACUUUUAACUGAAUUUAAAAUCAAAAGCUUUAACAAACUAAAUGAGAAAUUAUUAUUUAGUAAAUAAAUGAAUAAAAUUUUAUUUGCAAAAAAAUUUCGUUGGGCAUGUUUUUGAUGCAUUCCUUUUCCAAGCAGGUUUUUCAAAUUAUGCUGUAAUGUGUGGCAAU